AUGAUAAUCGUUGGCCUGGAAGAUGUUAGAAAAAAGGAAAACAGCUUACUGGAAGAAGAUACGACUAGCGACAUCACUGAUGUAGAUGAGCAGUCCACAACACUACAUACAAGCUCACAAGAACAAUCUGCCAUCGAGAGCAAGCCCAACAUGUUGAUUUCACUUUUAAAUGGGAAUCAAAGACCUAAGAGAGUUGUCGAGAACACAAAUAUUUGCGAGUCCGUUGAUGCAUCUAUGCAACCAUCGGAAACUUUUCAGAACCCGAAAGCAUUACUAACUGAAUCUGUUCUGAUAAUGUCAAUAUUGAAUGGGAACCGCCAAAAGGAAGAACCAGUGGAAAAAAAUGAUAACAGUACUACAAAUACGGAUACGUUGUCGAUAAACCUUCCAUUACCCUCACAGUCCAGUAUGACCCUGAACGACACGGGCGGAUCUAGCAUGCUAAUGUCUGUGCUUAAUGGAAACAAAAAGGUGCCAAAAAUUUCGGAACAUGUGGAGCAGAAUGUUCCAAAGGUGGCUCCAAACACAAAGACAUUAGAAGACAUGGUUUACUCCAAAGUCAAAUCCACGACGGUGAAGGAUUUACUUGCAACCUACAACAAAAAGUUUGACGGGAAGGUUGUAAUAAGAUUACCGCCAGCACACCUACAAAAAUUACAGAGUGAACUAGUUGAUCAUGAGACGUCAAGCGAUCCAAUGGGUUGUCGAUCAAACAAGGAACUAGAGUCCAGAAUAUUCUCUAGGGCCAAGCUGUUGUCGGCGCGAGACAUAUUCAAUAACUUCAAGCGCAAAAGUGACAAUACCAAUCCCCUCAGCUUGAAAGUGACAUUGAAAGUAGAUCGUAAAAAAUUGGCCAAGGUGAGCUACUUUGUGACAAAGGGAAAUAAUAGCAAUGGAAAGUCUUGCAAGAAUUUGUUUAGUGAAAUGAUGACCGCUAGCAGGAAUGUCAAGAUGACUCCACUUCAAAAGGCAAAGAAGUUGAAUCCCCCCUACAUGAACAAAAGCGAAUUUCACGUAUUUGAUGGCUCAUGGGAUAAAGUGGAACUUAAAGCAAGAAAAAAUGUGCAUUUAGAAGAUCAUUUUGGGCCUGUACCUGCUUUGCAAAGAGAAGUGGAACCUGAAUGUUACAUUUACGAAACAAAAGAGGUCAACAAAAAGGAAUAUGCCUUGAAGAAGCUACCGUGUCUUCAAAAGACUGCACCUCUCAAUGCGAUAUUCGAUCUUCUUGACAAUGAUUCUGGGAAGCAAUUGUGGGUUGAUAAAUUUAGACCCAAGAGCACUCAAGAUCUUUUGAUGCAUAGACAGAAUAUCGAGUUGAUAACCAAUUGGAUCAAAGACUCAUUCGGGAAGAUACAGACACAAGCUCCCGUGAAGAAUUUGAACCGAAAGUUGAAGAAAAGGCGACUAGAUUCAUUCAUUGUUUACGAGGACACCGAGGAGGAAUUUUCACUGCCAUUCCUUAUCAUACAAGGUUCGAGUGGCUCUGGUAAAUCCACAGCAGUAUACACAGCAAUGAAAGAGCUAGAUGGAUACGUUCAUGAGAUAAACAGUGGAAUGGCUAGAGGUCGCAAAGAUAUCUACAACAACUUGAAGGAGUUGUCAACUACACAACUUGUGCAUGACACAAAGGACUUUAAACCAGGCUUGAUCUUUUUUGAGGAUGUCAACAUCCUUUUCGAACAAGACAAGACGUUUUGGCUGGUGGUGCAGGAUAUCAUAAAUGUCUCCAAACGACCAAUCAUCAUCACAUGUGAAGAGUUGUGGAAUAUCCCAAAGACUUUAAUUGAUUUUGCUCAAGAAGACGAUUCAAUCAUAUUCAUCGAUGAUCGUAUAGUUUCGAGGAAACUUGUGGUUGAUUACUUGUGGAUGUGUUGCUUGGUGGAAGGUUUUGAUGUUGGAGAUGAUAUUCUUGAGCAAAUUGUUGAUGAGAUGUGGAAUGGUCACAAUUAUGAUCUACGUGGGUGUCUAAUGAGUUGCGAAAUUAUGUGCAAAAAACGCCUGGACCAAUUGGUGGUGAUUAGAAAAAGGGCUGAUGAAAAUUCACAAGUUGUGAGUGACCUAGAAGAAAAGGCAUUCCACUGUGAGUUGAAUUCAUGUGGAGAUGUCAUUAACAGUUGUCUCAAGUCGCAAAUUCCACAAGCUGCAGGCGACAAUGAGUUGAUUGAUAUUUACUGCGUUGAUGAUUCUCAAGGAUAUUUGCCGUUUGAGCUUAAUAUAGGAAAUGAGUUGCAAAUGAUUUCGAAAAACAAUCAAACGCUUCCAGCUCCCAAGUUUACAUUCAAUGACUUGCAAUUUGAAUGUCAGCAAUUUAUCGGCUCACGAAGCAAAAAAUUACCAAUUUACUACUAUCAAGACUUUGAGAAGCGGGCAACUCGUUCCAGUAGCGAUAUUGUUGAACCCACAACAGGUAUACCGGAAACCUCAUUCAUUUACAACAUUUCGCCAUCACCGUUUAUUCUCGAUUUGUUACCAUUCACCAGAGUAUGGCAAGCGUUCCAAACACAGCUUGACAUAUAUGAGACCAAAACUUUGAAUGAAGAAAAACCGAGUUUGAAAAAGUUUCUACAAUAUCGUGACUUCCAGCACAAGUCGACGCUUAAUGGAACGUUACAAUUAGGAUAG
Molecule: messenger RNA, 2622 nt
Organism: Lodderomyces parapsilosis
Lineage: Eukaryota; Fungi; Ascomycota; Pichiomycetes; Serinales; Debaryomycetaceae
Exons: 1
Coding region: 1-2622 (873 amino acids)
Cellular component (GO): nucleus
Molecular function (GO): DNA binding
Source: RefSeq, a predicted model, not a curated record